AUGGCUAUACUGAUUUUGCCAAUAACCAUGACACUAUCCUUGAGAGGUAGCAUUCCAAGAUCAGAAAAUGCAAAAGAAUUCCUUGAUGCCAUUGAUAUGAAAUUCAAAGAAAAUGAGAAAGAAGAGAAAAGUACCUUGUUGAACAAAUUAACUGAGAUGAAGUAUGAUGGGCGAGAUUGUGUGAGAGCUCACAUAAUGAACAUGGCAGACAUUGCACACAAACUGAAGGAACUAAACAUGACUAUAGAUGAGGACAAGAUGAAGGAAAGUUGGACUUUGGAUGAUCUUAUAACCAUUAGUGUUCAAGAAGAGCACAACAUCAUAAUGGAGAGAGGUCAAAAAGCUAUGAACAUGAAAGUUUGGACACAUGAAAAGGGAAUGCAAGAGGGGUUCAUAACCAAGAGGCAACCAAACAAGGAUGAGGGGUUCAUAACCAAGAGGCAGCCAAACAAGGAUGAGGUAAAGGUAUUCGUGGGCAAUGGAGUCAAAGUACAAGUGGAGUUCAUUGGAGCAGUUAGGAUUCGAUUAGAUUCUGGUUUUGUUUUAGAUUUGGUAGAUGCAGUCUAUGUUUCUUCUAUGACAAGGAACCUUAUCUCAGUUGUUAGGCUUGUUAAAUCAAAACUCACUUUGAGAUUUGAUGAAUUUGUUGACACUUGGUGGUUAGACAGUGGUGCUUCAAUACACAUUGCUAAUUCUUUGCAGGGGUUCAUAACCAAGAGGCAGCCAAACAAGGAUGAGGUAAAGGUAUUCGUGGGCAAUGGAGUCAAAGUACAAGUGGAGUUCAUUGGAGCAGUUAGGAUUCGAUUAGAUUUUGGUUUUGUUUAG
This is a messenger RNA of Prunus armeniaca (apricot), 825 nucleotides long. Lineage: Eukaryota; Viridiplantae; Streptophyta; Magnoliopsida; Rosales; Rosaceae. The record is from the annotation of a GenBank genome assembly.